Arachis stenosperma is the source of this 1478-nucleotide messenger RNA. RefSeq lists its product as uncharacterized. The transcript is spliced from 3 exons. The record is from RefSeq and is a predicted model, not a curated record. Gene Ontology annotation, molecular function: polysaccharide binding. The coding region runs from base 71 to 949 and encodes 292 amino acids. NCBI's taxonomy places the organism in Eukaryota, Viridiplantae, Streptophyta, Magnoliopsida, Fabales, Fabaceae.
UUUCCUUUGGUCCAAAAACGCGUAUAGCAUAGCAUAUUCCACUGUUGCUAGCUAGUUCCAAAUCUAGAACAUGAAGAUGCAUCUUCUCGUAUUCACAUUCCUACUACAACUACAAGCCAUUGUUAUUCCAACUACUCUUGCACUCUCCAUUUGCAAGAACUCAUGUGGCAACAUUCCCAUAAACUACCCAUUUGGCUUAGAAGAUGGUUGCGGUGCACCCCAGUUCAGGAACAUGCUUAACUGCAGCACUAACUUGUUCUUUCAAACCCCUUCUGGUUCUUACAAGGUUCAAUCCAUCGACUACAACAAACAAACCAUGGUAAUCUACGACCCCGAAAUGUCCACAUGCUCCAUCCUUCAACCACACCAUGACUUGGUCAUGACAGAAGUUCAAACCGCCAUAAUCCCACCAUCACAAGACACCAUUUUCGUGCUCCUAAACUGCUCCAUAGACUCUCCAGUUCUCAACCAUUACAAGUACCUCUGCUUCAACUUCGAAGGCCACACUUGCGACGAGCUUUACGGCUCCUGCAACGCUUUCAGGGUGUUCCACUUGUCAACAACUAACAGUUCCCCACCGUGCUGUUUCACAAGCUACAACACCGUGAAGUUCAUGAGCAUGAAUAUAUUGGAUUGCACGCACUAUACGAGCGUGUUUGACACGGGAAAGUUGAGGGGUGUGGGACCUUUGGAUUGGGUUUAUGGGAUUAAGCUUUCUUUUAGUGUGCCUGAUGUGGGGUGUGGAACUUGUGAGAAAUCUGGUGGGACUUGUGGCUUUGAUGCUGAUACACAAGGUUUCUUGUGUCUUUGCUCAAGUACUACAAAUUCGACAAGAGAUUGUGCUGGUGGAAGCGUAAUAUCAAGGGGACAGAAGAUUGUUCCAUGGACACACUACUCCCAACUGGUUUCAUUUCUUGUAGUUGUAAUUGGUCUAAUUUACAAGGUUUAAGGUUCCCUUCAUACUUCAAAUUUAGUAGAUUUUCACUUGGUUUGUUUAUACUUAAUAGGCAGAGAGCCCCUGUGUAGUUGCAAGUUGUUUCCAUGGGGGAAAAGCAUAGUGGGUUUGCUACCAAAAUUGAAGGGAACCAUUCUUUGAUGCAAUUUGCUGUUCAAAUUAACCACCUUGUGUUACAAAAGAAAAACAUAUAUCACCACUUCAGCAAAGUCCUACAUUUUAUUUUACAUGUAAUGAAUAGAUCAAGCAUAGUCUUAUGUAGUAUGUACGAGGAUUUGUGAUAGAGUUUCUACUUUCGACCUUUUUCUCUCUUUUCCUUAAGAAGAAGCAUAGGGACUCAAUAGAAUAGUUAUACACUGUGUACAAUAGAAAUUUAGGAAUGUCCGAUUCAGUAUUAGAGAUAUAAUAAUUAGUAUUAUUUUUUUCCAUUAGUUUAAGUUUUUGGGAUGAGUGGUUUGAUGACAUGGUAUUAGAGUUUUAGAUCCGAAAGAUCAAGAAUUCGAUUCUUGGUGACCCCAAAAUU